This is a messenger RNA of Myxocyprinus asiaticus (Chinese sucker), 4639 nucleotides long. Its product is annotated as guanine nucleotide-binding protein G(i) subunit alpha-3-like. NCBI's taxonomy places the organism in Eukaryota, Metazoa, Chordata, Actinopteri, Cypriniformes, Catostomidae. The record is from RefSeq and is a predicted model, not a curated record. Gene Ontology annotation, cellular component: heterotrimeric G-protein complex. The transcript is spliced from 9 exons. The coding region runs from base 474 to 1538 and encodes 354 amino acids. Gene Ontology annotation, molecular function: GTPase activity; G-protein beta/gamma-subunit complex binding; G protein-coupled receptor binding. Gene Ontology annotation, biological process: adenylate cyclase-modulating G protein-coupled receptor signaling pathway.
UCUGUCCUGCGGGCGCAUCAACGUGUGUCUGCGCUUUACUUCAAACUUCAUCCGAGAUUACUGCAGUCCACUUCGAGACAUUUGCAUGUUUCGGAUACAGUCUUCGAAACAUUUUUUGCAAGAUUUUUCUUGCCGUUCAAAAACAAACCGCAGAACAUCAACAGUGGAAACUUUUUAGUCAUUGCACAUUCAACGGUUAACUGGUUUUGGCUCCUUUUGCGCCGUUCCUGCCAAUGUAGUUUCAAAGGAUCACGGUCUAACGGAUUAACCUUAACGUUAUCAGAACCGCCGUUUGAAUAUGUGUUAAAGUCUAUCUGUUUCCAUACGCUGGAAGCAUCGUGUGAGAACCUGCCAACGCCUUUUCUUUCUUCGUUGUUCUGCGAGCUGUAGGAGAAAAUAGCUCCCAACUACAGCGUCCAGAUUUGAAGGUUAUAUUUUCCCCUUGUCCUCGUUUUUAUAAACGUUUUGAAAAAAUGGGUUGCACGUUAAGUACUGAAGAUAAAGCAGCGAUGGAGAGGAGUAAGAUGAUUGAUCGGAACCUGCGAGAGGACGGAGAGAAAGCAUCCAGAGAAGUCAAACUACUGCUGCUCGGUGCUGGGGAAUCAGGGAAGAGCACAAUAGUCAAGCAAAUGAAGAUCAUUCAUGAGGAUGGCUAUUCAGAUGAAGAGUGCAAGCAGUAUAAAGUUGUGGUUUACAGCAACACUAUCCAAUCCAUCAUUGCUAUCAUCAGGGCCAUGGGCCGCUUAAAGAUCGACUUUGGAGAUCAUGCAAGAGCAGAUGAUGCUCGUCAGCUCUUCGUGCUUGCCGGCACUGCAGAGGAAGGGGUCAUGACCCCUGAGCUCUCUGGGGUCAUCUGCCGGUUAUGGAAGGAUGAAGGAGUGCAGACAUGUUUCGCCAGGUCACGAGAAUAUCAGCUCAAUGACUCUGCGUCAUACUAUCUGAAUGACCUGGAUAGGAUAUCCCAGCCCAACUACAUGCCUACUCAACAAGAUGUGCUGAGAACUCGGGUCAAGACCACUGGCAUUGUAGAAACACACUUCACUUUCAAAGAGCUCUAUUUCAAGAUGUUUGAUGUUGGUGGCCAGCGUUCAGAACGGAAGAAAUGGAUUCAUUGUUUUGAGGGCGUCACUGCCAUUAUCUUUUGUGUUGCACUAAGUGACUAUGACCUGGUCCUAGCUGAGGAUGAGGAGAUGAACCGGAUGCAUGAGAGCAUGAAGCUCUUUGACAGCAUCUGCAACAACAAGUGGUUCACAGACACGUCAAUCAUCCUCUUCCUCAAUAAGAAGGAUCUGUUCGAGGAGAAGAUCAAAAUAAGUUCGCUCACAAUAUGCUACCCAGAAUACUGUGAAUCGAACACAUACGAGGAGGCAGCAGCCUACAUCCAGUGCCAGUUUGAGGAUCUGAACAGACGAAAAGACACAAAAGAGAUCUAUACACACUUCACCUGUGCCACUGACACCAAGAAUGUACAGUUUGUGUUUGAUGCUGUCACUGAUGUCAUCAUCAAGAAUAACCUCAUAGAGUGUGGCCUCUAUUGAAAUGUCAUCUUUCUGCUAAGUUAUUUAAGGAAGAUUUUGGAUCAUUACUGGCUGGUUGCUCCUGAUUUUCCCUAUUUCCUUUGGAGGAGAAUGACCGAGAAAGACUGCCACCCUGCUGCAUGCAGUCUUGAUGCUAAAUGCAGUACUUAUACCCAUGGACAGCAUUACAGAAACUAUCUUUUCUUUUUAUGAUCUUUCUGUGAUGGAUCUUUUCUUUGCCACUGGCUCAGUCUUUAUGUUAUUGUCAGGACAGCUUCAUUCCAUUCAUUUCCUGUUUCUUUCAUAGGUAUUGCGUGACACAUUACUAUGCAUUGAUCAAAAUCCACCAUGUACAGUGUCAUUACACUAUGUGCUUAACGCCAUUAGAUCAAAUCAUUAAAAAAAAAAAAAAAAAUGUACAUUUACAAUCUACAAUUUUUGAAUUUAAAUUCUCUAAAUAAUAGUGUAUAACGUUUUUGCUCAUUUUUUAAUAGUAUCCAGCUAAUGUAUUAAUUAUUUAGGUUUGUCUUCAAGUAUGUUUGCAUAUGUUGCAGAAUUUCAAAGAAUUAGGUUGCUAUGAUGAAUGAAACUGAACUAAAGUGGAAUUGUUGUUUAUUGCACUAAGAUAAAUCAUAGUGUUAUUGUUCCUUCUUCACAGACAAAAGAAUACAGUAAUGGCACAUUUUUGUUUAUUUUUUUCCAGUAACUAGACAUGGAUCAGUUUAUAUAACACACUAUUGUCUUUAGGAGAGUGUGAGUUAUGAACAAAUGCUUGUCUCUGAGAUACAUUUCUUAAUUGUGCAAAAAUAAUGACCCUGUGUUGGUUCAAGAACAUUUUGGAACAUAUGCCAUAAAAAAAGAAAAAUCACUUGCAUGAUGGCCGGAUUUGUAUUUGCAUCUUGAUGGAGUACAGCCUUUUUUAAGACAUGUUUGAUGUGCUUUUGUUUAAUCCUGUGGAUUUCAGUAUUUUUAAACAAACUGACACAAUGUGAUCUGGUUUACAGUACCUUUAUUAAAUAUGAAAUUUCUUUCUGUCAAUUUCGCAUUAGAUGUCCAUAACAUUCUUUUCGCACUGUACAGAAUUUUUUUUGCCUAAUAGCCUGAGUUACUACCUUAAUGCAGUAACACAGUGAGUGCAAGACAGUCAUUAUCAUGUAUUACAAGUCUGGCAUAUUCAAAUAGAUUUUUUGUCUAGAUUAAUUUUUCAUAAAUCCAUGAUUCUUACUUUUAUCAUUGUGCUUUUUAAACUACAGUGCAUUCAGAAAGUAUUCAGACCCCUUCAUUGUUUUCACAAUUUGUUAUGUUGCAGCCUUAUGCUAAAAUGCUUUACAUUUAUAAUUUAUUUUCCACAUCAAUCUACACUCCAUACCCCAUAAUGACAAAGUAAAAACCAGAUUUUUGAUAACUGCAAACAUUUUUAAAAGAACAAACUGAAGUAUCACAACUAUCACUUAACUGAGUACUUAGUUGGAGCACCUUUGGCAGUGAUUACAGCCUCAAGUCUUUUUGGGUAUGAUGCGAAAAAGCUUUGUACACCUGGAUUUGGGGAUUUUCUGCCAUUUUUCUCUGCAGAUCCUCUCAAGCUCUGUCAGGUUGGAUGGGGACCAUGGGUGGACAGCCAUUUUCAGGUCACUCCAGAGAUGUUCGAUUGGGUUCAAGUCCGGGCUCUGGCUGGGCCACUAAAGGAUAUUCAUAGAGUUGUCCCAAAGCCACUCUUGCGUUGUCUUGGCUGUGUGCUUAGGGUCAUUGUCUUGUUGGAAGGUGAACCUUCAGCCCAGUCUAAGGUCCUGAGCACUCUGGAGCAGGUUUUCAUUAAGGAUAUCUCUGUAUUUUGCUGCGUUCAGCUUUCCUUCAACCCUGACCAGUCCCCCAGUCCCUGCCGCUGAAAAACACCCCCACAGCAUGAUGCUACCACCACUAUGCUUCACUGUUGGGAUGGUAUUGCGCAGGUGAUGAGCGGUGCCUGGUUUCCUCCAGAUAUGACACUUGGAGUUGAGGCCAAACAGUUCAAUCUUCAUUUCAUCAGACCAGAGAAUCUUGUUUCUCAAAGUCUGAGAGUCAUUUAGGUGCUUUUUUUAUGUGUCUUGCACUGAGGAGAGGUUUCUGUCUGACCACUCUGCCAUAAAGCCCAGAUCGGUGGAGUGUUGCAGUGAUGGUUGUCCUUCUGCAAGUUUCUCCCAUCUCCGCACAUGACCUCUGGAGCUCAGAGAUCAUGGACCAUCGGGUUCUUAGUCGCCUCUCUUACCAAGGCCCUUCUCCCCCGAUUGCUCAGUUUAACUGGGCGGCCAGCUCUAAGAGGAGUCCAGGUUGUUCCAAACUUCUUCCAUUUAAGAAUUAUGGAGGCCACUGUGCUCUUGGGAACCUUCAGUGCAGCCACAAAAAAAAAAUGUGUAGCCUUUCCCAGAUCUGUGCCUCGACACAAUCCUGUCUCUGAGCUCUGCAGGCAGUUCCUUUGACCUCAUGGCAUGGUUUUUGCUCUGAUAUGCAUUUUCAGCUGUGAGACCUUAUAUAGACAGGUAUGUGCCUUUCCAAAUCAUGUCCAAUCAGUUGAAUUUGCCACAGGUGGACUCCAGACAAAGUGAAGAAACAUCUCAAAGAUGAUCCAGAGAAAUGGGAUGCACCUGGGCUAAAUUUCAAGUGUCAUAGCAAAGGGUCUGAAUACGUAUGUCAAUGUGAUAUUUCAGUUUUUUUCUUUUUAAUAAAUUUGCAAAGUUAUCAAAAUGUGUUUUUGCUUUGUCAUUAUGGGGUAUGGAGUGUAGAUUGAUGUGAAAAAAAAUUAAGGGGUCUGAAUACUUCUUGAUUGCACUAUAUUGUAAACCUGAAAGUGCAAAUGAACAACUAACAUUAAUGAUUGCACUGAAUCAAAGUUAGUAUGUGAAAACUCUGGUUUUGAUUGGUUUCUGAAUACUCCUUUGACCAUUAUUUAAAAUAUGGGUAUUUUUGAUCCUGAAAAAUUGUCCAUAAUACAGUCUCACCAGUUGCUGCAGUUUUUACAAAAUGCAUAUGCAAUCAUCUUUGUUUUAAACCCUAACAUUUCUGGAAAAUACAUCAAUACAUUUUCUUGACCAGAUACAACUAUUUUAAUAACAUGGGUAAAAAAAAAAAAAAAAAAAAAGUUCAAA